UUCAUUUGGCAGCUAGCACGGAUCUUUGUGUUUAUGAGAUCAUCAUCAUCAUCAUCAUCUCAACUAUGAACUGGGACAAUCAGCUGAGCUCCAUCCUUUCUGCUGCAGAUGGCAGUGUUGCAAAGAUGAGGGAAAGGCUGACCUCAACAGGGAAAUUCACUAAAGGAGAAGACUUGUUUCCAGUAAGGGAGCGGAUGCAUGAUUCAGAUCUGGACCCUCCUACUCUUCCCCCUCGAGCCCCUCUUUCCCGUCAGCCUUCUUCUCCUACACCUGGUGUGCAGUGGGCAGACCUAGCUGCCAUCCAGUCACAGCUCCAGAUACAGAGCCAGGCAAUUGAUUCUCUGACCCAAAAAUACCGUGACAUGGAAAGAGAGAGACAGUCACAACAGUGUCACAUUCAGAUGCUACAAGAGGAAAUUCACAGACUGCGUGAGGAGCUUAGGGAGAGGGAAAGAGAGAGGGACAAUUUAAGGGUUGAACAAAGUCCGGGAGCUGAGAGAAGGAUGGAGCAAUGGAGGAGAGAGGUUGGACGUGAGCUGAGCAGUUUGCGGGGAGACAUCUCCAGAGCCACAUCACUAGGCAACCUGGAAGAGAGGUUUAGCUCUAAGCUUCGGCGUGAAGAGCUUGAAAACCUACAGAAAGAGGUGGACCAGCUGAAAACACGACUACGAAGACAGGAGGAGAACACGUUCCACCAGCAGGCCGAGUCCAGAGAGAGCAGGAGACAGUACGAACGCAGCUGCAAGACACUGGAGGAGCUGACAGACAGCUACAGAACUCACAGCACUGAUCUAGCCAAAACUGUGUCUCAGUAUUCACACACACAGCAGGAGGUCCGUCAGAUCAGAACAGCUGUUUCAGAAUUGCAGGAGGAGGUCAGGAAUCUUCUGCUUCAAGAACACGAGCAAGCACCUCUUCUGUCAGCACACACAUCAGAAGCUUCACCACUUCCUCGCAGCCGUAGCCGAGGGGUCAGAAUUGAAAAAACAGACUCUGACUCGGAAGAUUUUAGCCCAACCCCAAGCCUCGCAGAGGUCAGCUCCGAUGAUCUCUCGUGGCUGGAAGACAAGGAACCUGCUCCUCAUCAGAAGCCGCGAGUGCGUCUUAGCAUUCAGUCCAGACGGAGUCACUUUGCUGGUUUGGGGUCUGAUCUGGAGGAGGAUGAUGAGAAUGACGCUGAUCCUGAUGAUCUCCUCAGUGGUGGUGACGAGGAUGAGGGCGACGACGACGACGACCUGAGUCUUGAUGACCUCUAACAUGUCAUUAGAGACUUUUUCUCCCAGCAGUGAAUGUAUUACAUUUUUAAUAUUUAUUUGACAGUAUCACUAAUUUUUAAGAGUUGCAAGCUUGUGAAACUCAAAACAUAGAAGUAGCCAGGAAAAGACAAACAUAUGGCUUAUUUCCUAUGUAGUCUCGGGGGAAUGUGAAAACAAACAGAGGGGCAGCAACAGUUCAGACUUGGCAUCCUCUGUGGAGUAUUACUGCUGGUUAACUGACCUGAUUAGACCUGUAUGUUUAUGCCUGUGGGGAAAUUUCUGUAAGUGCGGGAAAUUCUCAAAUGCUAUUUAUAAACUGUUACCACAACCAUUAGGGCCUCGGCACAGAUUUGCACAGGGUCAGACUCAUUUGCAUUUAUUAUUGAUUUCGUGUGUAUUCAAAUGCGGGGUCCCUUGUAGCACCCUGAUCACAGAGUGCUGAAACAAAGCCACCAAAGAUUCAGCAAAUGAUAACUCAUUUGCUUGUUUGAAAAGUCGUCACUAAAGUCUGUUUCUCAGUCCAGUGUGUGACAUCUGCUAAAGGCUUACAAUUUCAAACUGCUGACUCGUGUUUUAGGUCUUUUGCUGAGCACUGUGAUGACUGCAGUUUCUCUCGAAAUGAUCCACAGUAACUGUGUCCACACGUCUGCAGUGGUUGAUUGGAGCAAACUGAAGAGGCAAGCAGCUGUUGCUCCAAGGUUUUUCUUGGAGCUUCUCAUUCAGAGUUUAAAGGUGCAGCUUUGUGCCAGCAGGCAUUUUUUUCACCACAGGCACAGCUUUUCACUGCAAAUCUGACUGUGCCUAAACCUUAGGCCCAAAACUGAAAGUCAGUCGCCAGCCAGAGGAUAUAAUGUUUUCAUUGUUGCCACACCCUCUGCACCCGUGUUGUGCCCUUCUGAUGAUAGAUGAUGGCUCCUUCCAGGAUUAUUGGUAGAAACACUGCGAUUGGCCUGCUAAACCACAAGGAUUGGUUUUAAGCAAGGCGGGAUUUAAAUAGUUAUGUUUAGGUUUGUUAUGAUUACAGAUUUUCAGGGUUAGGUAGCAUUUGAUGUGGUCAAGUUUUGGACAGAACUUUCCUUCUAACUAAAGUAAAAUCCACAAGGACACCAUUCAUCAGUGUGCGUUUGAUUUGCAAAGAAACAUACACUUUGCGUAAAGCCGGUAUUUUUUAAAUUAACAAACGAAUUUAACUUUAAUAAUGUUCUCUUAGAAGUUUGAUCACUCGAGCGUGAUCGUCAUGUUUGGAGUUCUGGUGAUCAUGCACUAUACGCAGUGCUACACAUUUCAGCGUAGCAGGAUUAAUGGGUAUUUAAUGGGUUUCUCUUCCUCACAUAAUGGACUCCUAGGUCCAGAAGUGUUCUGCUGAGGGAUGAGCUUUUGAUUCCUGGUAAUGCAGCUAAAGUGAGGGCAUGGAGAGUGUAAUGCAGACACUACCUCACUGCUUCUGUGAUCUCUUCAUAUACAUUUCAGGACAGUAAAGACCAUUAAGAGUGGCUCUAUGCUGUGGAGCUGUUAAAUAUUUCACCACGCUGACAUCCACCACCAAGGAUCCUAGCUUCACAGUGCAGAGCUGUGGCAGGAGUUUAGGGGCAGCUGGGCGUGGAUAUGGAGACUUUAAGUCACCAACCAGUUCCUCAAACAGAACUGAUUCAGAAAGUGCCGUAGGCAAAACAGUAUUUAUACAAAUCCUCUGUAAGUCGUGUUUCUUGUAUAGCUGUUAAUAUUGUGGUUAAAGAGUCAUUUAUAUAGAAAGAGCUUGUGUAUUUGUUACUGUGGCCACAAAAUAGCUGAUGAAUCAGACCUUUCUACUGCAGUUAUAAUGUAUUUGCCAAGUAUUGUGCAAUGGUGCUGCAGAGAAGCAGUGCACUUAUUCAUUCACCGAAAGUCUGUUAAAGAAAUGUUUUGUGUUCUUUGUCUUCAACAAUAAAAGACUGUGUUAAAGUUAAA
This is a messenger RNA of Betta splendens (Siamese fighting fish), 3203 nucleotides long. Its product is annotated as RNA-binding protein 25. The coding region runs from base 66 to 1256 and encodes 396 amino acids. NCBI's taxonomy places the organism in Eukaryota, Metazoa, Chordata, Actinopteri, Anabantiformes, Osphronemidae. The transcript has 12 exons. The record is from RefSeq and is a predicted model, not a curated record.